Messenger RNA from Arctia plantaginis, 588 nucleotides. NCBI's taxonomy places the organism in Eukaryota, Metazoa, Arthropoda, Insecta, Lepidoptera, Erebidae. The record is from the annotation of a GenBank genome assembly.
AUGGAGAAGGUCCGCGAAACCAUUGAGAGUCGUGGGGGCGGACUGAAAGCGGCUCCCAUGCGUAACAAAGACCCUCUCGUGGUCUUGAAGGAGGUGUACGUAGAGGGCGAAGAAGAGGACCUAAUAAGUGCUAUAUACGCUCAGAAUAAGGAGAUAUUUAAGGACCUUACUGAGGAAGAAAAGAGAAUGGUAGUCAAGUACCGCAAACGCACUAGAAACCCAAAGACUGUGCAUAUCAUCUUGCAGGUUGGACCUAACAUCUGGCGGAGAAUGACGGAGGCUGGAGCCCUGUACCUGGACCUCCAAAGGGUCAGGGUGGAGGACCAGUCUCCGUUGAUACAAUGUACGAGGUGUUUGGCGUUUGGCCACGGACGAAAAUUUUGCACCGAGAGUGUGGACAGGUGCAGCCACUGCGGGGGACCGCACCUGCGCGAAAAAUGCGCAGACUUUGUCGCGGGCGAAGAACCGCGGUGCUGCAACUGUUCGCACUCUGGGUUGCGGAAAACUGGCCACAGCGCCUUUAGUGCGGAAUGCCCAACAAGAACUAAAUGGGACUACUUGGCUAGAGCGAACACGGCAUAUGCCUAA